AUAAACGAUACAAUGCAAUUUCGUGCAACGAGACCGAGAAAGACACAAUCUAAAUGCAUUUCGGUGCUUUAUACAUAGUGAGCUUCUCGCUCCGUGUGUAGGAAGUAUAGAAAGCUUUGCUGUGAACUGGGCAAAAUCCAGUCUGACAAUUGCCCGUACUGCUCCUUCCACCUCUGCCGGCUCCGUCUGGGGCUGUUUCGGACAUGGAUUACGCCAGUCAAAGGGAUAUGAGCAAGCAGCUCGCGAACAACCCUGAAGCGGUGGCUCCCGGACCCAACGAAGGUGCGGGAGUUGCCAGAGGCGAAAAUGAGCCGCAAAACGCCCCUGUGCCAGCGGCCGCCGCCGCCAGCCUUGCCCGGUCACUGUCCAACGACAGCAAAGCCUUUCUCUCCGAGGAAGCGAAACCCAGCGAGCUGGAGAGGACCAAAGUGGGGGUCUGCAAGCUGAGCAGCACCCCGGUGCAAGCCAGCUCCACCGGCCGGAGGGGAUCUGCGGAGAGCUUCCCCUGCACGCCGGGCAAUCCCGGGGCAGGGACAGCCGGGCCGGCUGCGAUCCCGCACUGCAAAAUCCCCGCUCUGCAGAGCACGGACGGGAACGCUGCCCUGGGCCUCGGCAAGGGCUCGCUGGAGCACAGCAACGCCUGGGUGACCCUGAGCCAGAGCACCGUGGUGCUGGGCGCCGACGGCAACACCUCUGUCCUCCCCGGCACAGUGGAGGGGGAAGACGAUGUGGGGGAUGAAAAUAAAGCCCGAGGGAACUGGUCCAGCAAGCUGGAUUUCAUCCUCUCCAUGGUGGGUUACGCGGUGGGGCUGGGCAAUGUCUGGAGGUUCCCGUACCUGGCCUUUAAGAAUGGGGGAGGUGCGUUUCUCAUCCCCUAUUUGAUGAUGUUGGCUCUAGCUGGGAUCCCCAUUUUCUUCCUGGAGGUGUCCCUGGGGCAGUUUGCUAGCCAGGGCCCCGUGUCGGUGUGGAAAGCCAUCCCCGCGCUGCAAGGCUGCGGCAUCGCCAUGCUGAUCAUCUCGGUGCUGAUAGCCAUUUACUACAACAUCAUCCUCUGCUACACCCUCUUCUACCUGUUCGCCUCCUUCGUGCCCGUGCUGCCCUGGGCCUCCUGCAGCAACCCCUGGAACACGCCCGACUGCAAGGACAAAAACAAACUUCUGCUGGACUCCUGCAUCAUUGGCGACCACCCAAAAAUACAAAUCAAGAACUCUACUUUCUGUAUGAGUGCCUAUCCAAAUCUAACCAUGGUUAACUUCACCAGGGAAGGAAACAAGACGUUUGUCAGUGGGAGUGAAGAAUACUUCAAGUACUUUGUAUUGAAGAUUUCAGCAGGGAUUGAAUAUCCUGGUGAGAUUAGAUGGCCCUUGGCAUUAUCUCUUUUCCUAGCCUGGGUGAUUGUUUAUGCCUCCCUUGCUAAAGGAAUCAAAUCAUCAGGAAAAGUUGUGUACUUCACAGCCACGUUCCCCUACGUGGUCCUCAUCAUCCUGCUCAUCAGGGGAGUGACUCUGCCUGGAGCUGGCGAUGGCAUCUGGUACUUCAUCACACCCAAGUGGGAGAAGCUCAUCGAUGCUAUGGUUUGGAAGGAUGCUGCCACUCAGAUUUUCUUCUCCUUAUCUGCAGCAUGGGGAGGUCUAAUUACCCUCUCUUCAUACAACAAAUUCCACAAUAACUGCUACAGGGACACUCUGAUAGUGACGUGUACCAACAGUGCCACAAGCAUAUUUGCAGGCUUUGUCAUCUUCUCAGUCAUUGGCUUCAUGGCAAACGAGCUCAAAGUGAAUAUUGAAGCUGUGGCAGACCAAGGUCCUGGGAUUGCUUUUGUGGUUUACCCAGAAGCCUUAACAAGGCUCCCCCUCUCUCCCUUCUGGGCUAUAAUAUUCUUUUUGAUGCUCCUAACUCUUGGAUUAGAUACCAUGUUUGCCACCAUCGAGACCAUCGUGACCUCGGUGUCAGACGAGUUCCCCAAGUACCUGCGGACACACAAGGCUCUGUUCACCCUGGGCUGCUGCGUGUCCUUCUUCAUCAUGGGCUUUCCUAUGAUCACUCAGGGUGGAAUGUACAUGCUGCAGCUUGUGGACACCUAUGCAGCCUCCUACUCUCUUGUCAUCAUUGCCAUCUUUGAGCUUGUUGGAGUUUCCUACAUCUACGGACUGCAAAGAUUUUGUGAAGAUAUAGAAAUGAUGAUUGGAUUCCAGCCAAGUAAAUUCUGGAGAGUCUGUUGGGCAUUUGUGACCCCAACUAUUUUAACAUUUAUUCUGUGCUUCAGCUUUUACCAGUGGGAACCCAUGACUUAUGGAGCCUACCACUACCCAGGCUGGUCCAUGGUGCUCGGCUGGCUGAUGCUGGCCUGCUCAGUCAUCUGGAUCCCAGUGAUGUUUGUGAUAAAAAUGCAUCUAGCCCCAGGAAAAUUUAUUGAGAGGCUGAAGCUGGUGUGCUCCCCACAGCCCGACUGGGGCCCCUUCCUGGCCAAGCACCGCGGCGAACGGUACAGGAACAUGAUUGAUCCGCUGGGAACCUCCUCCCUGGGGCUCAAACUGCCAGCCAAGGACAUGGAGCUGGGGACACAGUGCUAAUGAUUAUUACUAAAGGGUGGCAAUCACACUGUCAGCCUUCUCUGAUUUUAUUUUCCCCAUUUUUGUUUUCACCCACCGCUUCUUCUUUCCCGCAGUGCCUGAAAGUGGUUGCUUAGGAAAGCAGAGCUCUGUUGUUGCACGCCAUAGGGGAGGCCUAACCAGACCACUUCCAGGUGUGGGUGAUGCCUGUGACACGUUCUGUUCCUGGGGACGCAGCAGAAGCCCUGUGUGUGACAGGUGGCACAGCCAGGUGCUGUCAGGUGAUGCAGGAACGAACAGAACCAAACCAAAAAGUCUUUAGAGAAAUGAGGUGUGCAGUCUGACCCCCUUCCAACAAGCACCCUUUGUAGCAGGUGGCUGGGGUGGGAUUUUGCUACCAGUGCAUUCCAAGGAGGGUUCAUCCCUCAGAUAUGAUGGAAGUGAGCAAAGAAUGGGAUCUCCUGUAGUCCUGAUGUAAAUCCAGCACAAGGCUCCUGUAGCAACGGGGCUGCUUCCCUACACUGACAGCCAGCCUUGACCCAUCAUGUCUGCACACCUCCUUUGUGAUUUGUACUAACUUGGAGGGGUUGUUAUGCCAUUUAAACAAGUGGAGAACCCUGAAACAGCACACCAGGAAGCAAUGCAUGGGGUGAGAACAAAACAUGAUAAUCCAUUUGUAGAAAAAUAAGAACAAAGUGUUUAAAAAUUAUCAGUUGAGAGACUAAACUGCAUUUGAGUCUAGAAGUGGUUUGGAAAUGGUGUCAGAAUGAGCUGUAUGGGCAUCGCUGUUUGAAGUCCUCUCAUAUGUUUCUUUUGAUAAUUUGACAUCUGUCAUUUCAACUAGGAAUGCCUCAGUUACACAAAGUAUCUGACAACUUGCUCCACGCCAAGUGAACUGUGAUUUUACUCACCUCACUCCAAUACUCCGAAUAUAUUUUUCUUUUUCUCUGCUUUUGUUUACAGUAUCUCCUCAAAAAGCCAUCAUAUAAUUUGUGCCUAACUUUGUAUCCUUAAAAAGCGGUAAGUGUAGUCUAGUUACCACCUGAAAACAGUUAUUGGAUGUGCUGUUCAACUUCGUGACUCCCCGUUCAUUUGCCUCUAAGCACCUUUAUAUAACCUGUAACCCUUAGAUGGUGUAUUCUUCUCUUUCAGCCAAUAGGGAAAUAGCAGGACCCCCUUGUCUACAUAUUAUAUAUAUAGCACGUCAAUUCUUCAAAGCAGUAUUCUCUCUGAAACAUGCAUAGAGUAUUUUUUUCAUUAAAACAUUUUCAUUAAAUAAAACCACUCAAAUCCUCAGUAAUUAACCACUGCAGUUAUCCACACAGGUGCAACAUUAGGUGUAGAAAAUGCAAGGGUUGAGGGGGAAAGGGCAAUUUAGUAGAGGGCCAUCAUAGCAUUGCAUAGCAUCCUAAAUCACUACAUUUUAGAAAUCAGAUAUAUGCAAUCAUAUGAAUAUUAGACUUAAAUAGUUUUGUUACCUAUUGGACAGAGUAAAAAAUAGAGCUUUUAAAGAGUACAUUUAUUUACCUAAAUAGAAAAUUAGCCCAACUUAUUGUAAAUGCACUAGAAUGAGGGAGAAAAAUAUAUCUUCAAUAAUUGGCAAAAAUUAACCUUUAUUAUCUUGUUAUAUUCUAUACAUACAUAUAUGAUAUUUUUUAACGGUGAUCAGUGUUCAUGUAGUGUGUGCUAGUGAUGUUUUAUGUCCUUAUUAAUAUCUUACCAAUCAGUGUAGAAAUAAUGAGCUUAGUAGUUUAGCCAGUUUUUUCCUCCCCACAGACACUGCUGUAGUAGCCUGUAAAUGUUCUUUCCUUUCAGGGGACUGUUUCUAUCCCGUUUUUCUGUCUGUCUGUCUGUCUGUCUUCAUACUACAGGGUCUCAGGUAAAUCCUCAGUUCAUGUGUGUCCGUAGAUCAGUAGGUGUGCUGUUUUCAUCCUGUUGAAGAAAACAAAAAGCUAAACCUUAAAGUAACACUUCCACAAAUUGUUAACUCCUUUCCUCUGUGUGUGUGUAUAUAUAUAUGUAUAUGAAAUAUAUUAAUAAUCAUUUUGCUGAACUUCCUCUUUCACGGGGCAAUUAGUGUUGCCAGUCCUAGGCACUGCUGGGAAUCUUUAAUCCUCACUCAGAACAAUGAAGCACUAUCAGGGCUUGUCAAGCAGGGCAGGGAGGGCAGGUUCCACAAUAUCUUACACUGACCCCUGAAUCUCUGCUCCAUGGGCUCUUGCUGGUCCCUGUCCCACACAGCAGCAGGACAGGACCCUCCUGUGGCCUUCUCUGCCUUAAAGCUGCUCCCCUUGCUUCAGCUUUGCCUGCUAUUUUAACAAAAGACUCGCUAUUCUUACCUCCAGCUUUUAUUUUCCUGGCAGAGGCAGGUUUGAGAAGCUGUGCUCUGUCUGAAGGUCCACAAAGAUGAGCUGGAAAUUUGGUUCCCACGUCUGGGUGGGGCUGAGGGACCUUCCCUGGGUGCAAAAGGAAAACCCAAGCCAGCAUCUCUCUUGGGAAUUGUGUUUCUGUCGGGAUAAAUCACUCUGGGUCUCCCUUAACCAAUAUUCCCUGCCACCUUGGUUUGAUUUUUGCAGUCCGAGCCAAUUUAUCCUCGCUAAUACUGUAAUUUAAAAACAACAACAACAUAUAUCUGUAGGUUUGAUCCUCUUUGAAAAAGAGACAACACAGUCCAGUGGUUUGGGAGCACUGAAUCCUUUCCCUCGGAGGCUUGUCUCAAGGCAUGCCUUGGAACUGGGGUUGCACAUGGCCAUGGAGCCCCUCAGGGUGAGGAUGUCAGCCACUGCCCACCUGAACUGGGACAGAGAGAUCAUUUCAAGGAAUACUGCUGGGAUAUGAGAUCUUUUGGCUUGGAUUACCAAACCAGACUGCAUAUGAAAUUGCUACUGAAUUGCUUUCCAUGAUUUAUGUAAUUAAUCUGCUUGCUUUUAAUUUAGAUGUUGUUCCUGUGCCUGCUAAGUCAUUAGCACAGGAUUAGGCUUGAAUUUGAAACUCUGUAAACAGAUGAUUGGGAUUUUUUUGCUAGCUGAUCUUUGUCUUCAACUUUGACCCCAUUGCUAGGCUUGCAAAAACCUUUGGAAAAGGGGAGAAAUGCAUACAAAAAUCACAGAAGAUGUAAAGUUUUCACUAAAUGUGAAAGGCAGGGUUUUAUUUUGGUCACAUGAGACUUUUUCUGAAGUAUUUUACUGUCCAAAUCUGAAAGCUGAGAUUAAAUUAACCAGCAGUGUCUUCUUUAAAUGAGAAAUAACCUUAAAGUUUGGGAAUGCACUUCAUUUACCAUGUUCUAAGGAAAGUUUGCAUGCACUUUGAUAAUUUUCUAAAAAUAAAUUUAGUAACUAAUAGCAUAACAGUAAAGAUCUUUAAAAGAAAAAACAAGGAGGGGAAAAAGCCAUAUUAGUAAAAAUGUGAUGUACGUACUUUCAGAUCUAUCUAUCUUGUGAGUAAAAAAUGUUUAAAUUUGGUGAAACUAUGAUGCA
This is a messenger RNA of Zonotrichia leucophrys gambelii, 6028 nucleotides long. It is a transcript of the gene SLC6A5, whose product is annotated as solute carrier family 6 member 5. NCBI's taxonomy places the organism in Eukaryota, Metazoa, Chordata, Aves, Passeriformes, Passerellidae. The transcript has 17 exons. The coding region runs from base 204 to 2573 and encodes 789 amino acids. The record is from RefSeq and is a predicted model, not a curated record. Gene Ontology annotation, molecular function: glycine:sodium symporter activity. Gene Ontology annotation, cellular component: plasma membrane. Gene Ontology annotation, biological process: synaptic transmission, glycinergic; sodium ion transmembrane transport; glycine import across plasma membrane.